Molecule: messenger RNA, 15178 nt
Organism: Porites evermanni
Lineage: Eukaryota; Metazoa; Cnidaria; Anthozoa; Scleractinia; Poritidae
Source: the annotation of a GenBank genome assembly
AUGAUGAAUCAGCGUUUUUCUUUGGGGCUAGGCCUUUUGAUGAUGUUCUUGACUGUUUUCUCCAGUGGCUUUGCCAUAGGUAAGUUGAAAUAGCUUUCGGUAGCUUGAUUGAUCGAUGAUUGAUGAUGCAGUCGAGACAAAAUAGUGUUGAUGAAUACGAGACAUCAGUUAUUGCAUUUUAAACUAAUGCUACAAUAGGUCCGAACGGUCAAAGGAAAAGUUGAACUGAAGGUUUCUGUUGUCGCUGAUGGAUCGAACGAAUACAAAUUCCUUUGUCAGGUCAACGAGUAGGAGGUCUUACAUGUACAGUAGGAACCGUUCGAUUGCAAUAAUUUAAAGCAUAUUAUCGCCUGUCUACCUGUUUAAGCUAGAUCACUUGACAGAGAAAGGUAUGCUACGCCAAAAGUGACAAAGCAUCAAAGAUGCAACUAUAUAGUUCAAAACCACCAAAUUACUAUCAAGAUCGACAAAAUUAACAUCAAUUUGCUUGUUGUAUGUGUCAAGAUUGUAGAAUUUAAUUUCAAUUCCCACGUAUUUCAUGUCAUGUAUCAAGAGACAUGUUUUCUAAAUCAAGAUGCAUGUGUUUUAAAUCAAGAAGGGAGAUAGCCUGCAGUGCAGGCGUAUUUUGGGUGGGCGAAAUCGUAAUAUUGUUGUAGCUGCCAUCUUUGAUUUUAUGACAGUGAAAGAUUGGGGAGAGUAGAAAUAGUAACCCUUACGGUAGGUGCGAGGGCGAAAGAAGGAAAGGGGGGAGGGGAGAAAAAAUAUGCCUGCCCGAUAUCAUUGUUCUUUUGGGAAACUCCGUACGGUGGCAAACGGAGCUCCUGAUUGGUGCGGCGUAGGGAAGUAGAUUGAUGUCUAUCAAUUCACUGUAAGUCUAUAUUGUUUAUUCCGUUUCUGUCAGUCUUUUGGAGCGGCUGGGAAUGUCGCGUGUAUUACGCAAUGAGAAAGUCAAAGCUAUUUCUACACUGGUCAUCAGGACAAGAUUUGCUCGCAGUACUAAAACCUACACCACUUUUACCUCAUGCCAAAAUGCUGCUUGUUCCAUGUUUUUUUUUUCUGGCGAGCACAUUAUGCUCUAGAGGGUUCUAUGUUUUGACUGAGCAAAUGUGAUUUUAGCCGCUUGUUUCACACUGAGAGGUCAUGACACGCUUAUUGAUUUCCUGUGGUUUUUGAAUUUCUGGUCUUCAUGUUUUGCCCUCUGAUGCAAGAGCGUUUUCUUUGAGCUCUUUUGAAGCGUAAAGCUCUUUUCGUCGCUAAAUACGGCUGUUAGGUUCCUUAUUUUUGGCCAAAGUGCCUCAGGAUCUGAAUAACUAAGCAAUUUUCUUUCUAGUCCGAGAAUGUGAUGUUUUCCUGCAAUGUUGUAUCACGCUGGGCCCAGCUCGUUAGUUUUUUAAAUUGUUUGCAGGAUGUUAAACUCUCAUGGAUAGCGAUUUACAGAGAUGAAUUUAGAAGAAUGAAUUGCAGCUUAAACUGAAGCUUCAUCGGCUGUGGAGAAUUGCAUGUGACUCAGUCAAGAUAAAAACAAUGAUAAACUCCAGCUUGUUUUUCUUAAGGCAAUGCGAGUCUUUGGAACGACUCUUUGGUUGAUUUGUUAUUGUCGGCUACUCAUUUCCGGAACGGCGGUCACGCACGUCUAAUUAGGGGGUGUUUCUCAUUUUCACAAUGUUUUUGGGCAGGCGUUUUCUCUUCUCUUUCCCCGCCCCCUCCCCGCUCCCUUUGACUCGCCCCAUCUCCUGCUCUCUUCGGGAAGUUUCAACAUGGCGCUUUCACAGGCAAAUUGCGCGCUCAAAGAAAACGCCUGCACUGCAGGCUAGAAGGGAGACAACAAUUUUUGAUCAGUUUUGUUUCCGAGAGGGACUGAAACCGAGCACACAGGUUGGAAUUCAAGGUUUAAAUAAUUAAAAGUGUUGAGGGGCCUGCACGACUCCUGCAGUUCGCAAAUAGAUUGGUCUUAAAACCUUUAUAGUUUAGCUCUUACUUGAGUGUCUUUUAGGGAUUUUCCUUUGCGAUAUGAAAUGAGGGGAGGUUCCUUAAAGAUGUUUCUGACAUAUGGUUGGUUCUGUAUAAGGUGCCAUUUCCCCAUGAGUAUGUUCUUGAGGUUGGGCAACGCAGGACGGUAUUGCGUUACAAAUGGUAGUAUUUUCUUACUUGCAUUUUUGUUUCUCUUUUCUAAUGAUUUCUUUCCGUCUGCGAAAUUGACCUCUGAGAGAUGUUUUUCUACAGUUGUAGCUGGGUAAUCUAUAUUCUUGAGGCGUGUUGAAAAACUCCUUGCUUCUCCUUUGAUGAAGCCUUUUGUGACGCCUGGUGGGUGAUCGACACGAAUACAAAUUCGUGCAUUGGAAUGUUUCUGUAGGCUUGAAAUGUGUUCCCACGUCAAGAUAAAAUUGUUGUUGAAUCUGACACCUUUGUACCUUUCGUGUCCAAGAAUGUAGUCUCUAUUUCUGAUAUUUCAGCCGUGAUAGAAUUUGAUUGUAGAAUGGAAGUUGUUUGCCUGUAGAAGGAAUUCUUCUAUUUCGUUUCUGCUUGUGUCCCAUUCUGAUAUGAUGUCAUCGAUAUAAACCUUUUCCAAAAGAUGGGCUUAAUGCUACUCUGAGUCUGAGUAUUUCUUUUUCUAUUUUGGCCAUGAAGAUGUUAGCAAAGGCUACGGCCACUUUCGUGCCCAUGGCUGUUCCAUGGGUUUGAAGAUAAUCAUUCAAGUUAAAUUGGACAAGUUUUCUAGUAGUAUAAGACUAAGCAUUUCGCUUAAAAACCUGGUAGGUACUGGAGGGUUUCCUUGGUGAAAUUCUUCGUAUGCAAGGCAUACAGUGGUAAUACCCUCUCGUUCUGUUUUUUUUUUUUUUGUAUUGUGACGUCCACUGAAACAUGUAUGGCACUUUUAGGCAGUUUAAUCCCCUCGAUGAAGUUAAUAAAGUCUGUCGUAUCUUUAAGAUACGAAGCUUGUAGUUGUGCUAUUGGCUGAAUAAGGUGGUCAACUUAUGCUGAGAUCCGUUCUGUAGGUCCGGAACACCCUGAUAUAAUAGGUCCUCCAACAGGUGUCAGUUUGUGGAUUUUAGUAAGUGUGUAAAACAUGGGGAUUUGCGGAGGAUCGGGCGUAAGGGAGAGACAUUUAGCCGUCGUUUUAUCAAUGUGGCCUUCUGAGAGCAGUGUUUUAAUAAGUUGUUGAGCUUUUUUGGUUGUAGUUUCAACCAUUGGUGGUUUGUCUAGAGGUCGGUAGUUAUUUAAAUCAUCAAGCAGAACCUGACCUUCGUUUAGUUUGUCCUGUCUGCUUAUCAAUACGGUGGUGUUUACCUUUAUCAGAUUUCUUAAGAAUAAUGCUUUUGUUGCGCGAUAACUCUUUGAGACCUUGGCGCUCUCCCGUAGAUAUAAUUAUUAUCUUUUGGCUUGUCAAAUUCAGUACUUGCGAGCUCUAAUUUUACCUCCUCUAGGAAGGUCUCCAGAGCCACAGAUAGCUAGACUGGUGGUUCCUAGUCCGACUUCACGUGGAAAGGAUGAGGUUCAUUUUCCCAGUUCCCCGUGAAAAAUAUAUUGUAGUCGCAUUCGUCUCGCAAAUUGAUUGAAAUCCACGAGAAGCUAGCGCCUGAUAAGACUUUCUUUUGUCACGGGUGUAGGGAUAAACUUUAGACCACGCGAUCGUAGAGUAAUUUGCUUAUCUGUCAGUUGUUCAUUUGACAGGUUUUUGAUAUACUGUUUGCGUGACUCAAUGGCGUUAAAAAAGCGCUUUUUGUCUUUGAUUUUUCCCCGCUCUUUUCUUUUGCGGUUUUUGGCCGCUUCGUUAUCUUUGCGGUUUGCUUUCCCUUUCCCCUUACUUCUAAGGACUCUGAUAAGAGACAAGAGUAAGAUUCACUUUGUUUAUUCGCACACACUUGUGAUCUCAUUUGUUCUAACAAUACAUCGACUUCGCUAAUCCUGGUCUUCAAUUUACAUUGUUAUCUUUGUUGACAGUUUUUUUUUCUAGCCGAUGAUUGCGUUUUCUGGUGAGACGCCUGCUUAGUGUUCCUAUAUUAUUCCUUACAGUAUUCCUGCGAGAUUUAUACUGUUCGAGUUUACGACGCUUGUUUGUUAAUCGUUCUGCGCGCCUGUGGUGAUACGUAUUUCACCAGCGCUUCUACGAGAGUAUGUUCUGCUUUCUUUCUGAUCGAGCCCAUAUAUCUCGUUCUUAAAUCGCUGCCUCAGUUCUUCGUCAGGUGUUGACACGUUUGAGAUGUGUUCGAGAUGUGUUAUAAACUCCUUGUGCUGCUCGAAUGAUUCUUCUCACAAGUUCUUCGAUUCCUUCCUCCGCCAUGUCUAACGCGGGAGGGCGGGAAUGGGCAAGAAUGGGUGGGAUUCUUCAUGGAGCAGUCCAUGAAGCAUGGCAGAUUUUUCGGUUUCAGUCCCCCUCGGAAACAAAACUGAUCAAAAAUUGUCGUCUCCCUUCUUGAUUUAAAAAACAUGCAUCUUGAUUUAGAAAACGUGUCUCUUGAUAUAUGACAUGAAACACGUGGGAAUUGAAAUUAAAUUCUACAAUCUUGACACAUUCAAAAAGCAAAUUGUUGUUAAUUUUAUCGAUCUUGAUAGUGAAUUGGUGGAUUUGAAUUAUAAAGUUGCAUCUUUGAUAUUUUGUCACUUUUGGCGUGGCAUAGAAAGGCAUAUGCUGAGAUCAAAACCAAAUAUUUCAUUCUGCAAAACUCUUUGUUCUGUGUCCGUAUUUUCAUGUUAAACAGGUAUAGGUCAGCGAAAAGGCGAGAUGUCUUACAAAGACCGUUGUGAGCUCUGCAUUUUUCUUCUUUGAGUAAUACACUGAGUGAUAGGAGAUUAUACUUUUCCUUGCAAAUUUUAUACCUUUUAGACUCUGAUUUAAAUUCUUUUUUUAAUUGUUAUUUUUUAGGAAGUUAAUUAAUAUAGGGUCCACUUCUUUAACUUCGUUUUCAGGGUCUUAUUUUUGUACUUUCAUUUUUAUGAUACCUUGAAUAAAGUAUGUCUGUUAUCAUUAUUGAUAAUAAAUAUAGCCAAAACUAAAAGUGAAGCUCCCAUUCGAAUUCACUGAAUUAAUUAUAAUUUACUUCAAACAAUAAACUUGUGACCAUUGCAAAGAAAUCUGCAAAUUUAUUCUCAACUUUAGGGGAGAGCAAAAUCUUUUGAGGGAGGGGCUCAGUGAUUUUAGAGACAAAAUAAUAAUCUGCAAACAAGCUAGGAAAAAAAACAUCAUAUCAAUUUAAUAGGACGUUAUUAUUAGUCGUAUAAAAUAACACCUACCUCCCCUUUCUUUUGUAAGGUUUAAUUGGCUAGCCUUGAAAAUAUAUAAUUUUAUGCUAUAAAGGCUGGUAAGAAGAAGAAACGAUACUCCUUUGGCGGUAGUUUAUUUACAUGUCAUGAUUUAUGGGUUUUAUCUCUCUGUCUAAAGGGAAGGUCCAAAAUGAAAAAUCCAGCUGGUUUUUAUGAAUCCAGUAAGAUCUUUGUUGAGCACGUGGGGCAAUAAUGCAAGGAUAUAGUUUCGAACCCAGGCCUAAUUUAGCUAAUAAAACUUAUUCAAUUAUUUGUUUAUUUUCUUUUAUUUUUUUUAGAGCCACAUUGUUUUAAUGUGACUAAAACUGUGCAAAUUGUAUAUCGAGAUGCUCAAAAUCCAGUGUCACUUACCUUUGAUUGGGAGGAAAGGCAAAUUGAAGGUACACUUGGAGUCAUAUUCGGAGUGGUCAUGGAUAGAGCUGGUAAAUGCAUAGUGGAGAGGGCUCUGACAAUAACACUAGCCACCACUGCAAAGCAGUGUCCACCAUUCACUGAAUACGAUCUUGAAUCUUGGUGUCACAAUGAAACAGUCUCCAGUCUCAAAAAAACCAAUGGCUCUUUGGAAUUAACUGUACAAUUUUCAGUGAAGUCCAUGCUGAAGUACCUGAACAACGUGACAGUGAAUAACACUGUCUUGUUCUCAUCAAGUCUUCAGUACAAUUAUCUUAGCACAAAUCACAGUGCGUCAGACCGCACUAUCCAAGUUCAUAUAUCAGGUGGGUAUGCUAAAAUUUAUACAUAAAAGUAAAUGAUUUGUUAAUAUAAUCCUGAGUUUAUGAGCUAUAAAUUAAAUAAAAAGUUGCACAGUGUCUGAGUGAUGUUAUGCCCUCCAUCAAGCAUUGCCUUCAGCAUUGUGCAACUUUUCCUUUGUGGGAGGUGUGAUUUGUAGCAAUUUGAUUUAUAAUGAUUAGAAAUCAAAUGCAAUUAAUGCAUUCAUUGUAGGAAAACCAGUUUACAAGUGUUUAAGUGUUUCAAACAAUAAUACUCAGUAGCACAAGCUAUCCAGACAAAUUCAAAAUUUUAUCACUAUUUCAACACUUCAAUUUAUUCUGGGUUAGAUAUUAAGUUUGAAAGAAAAAAAAAUUGUGGAUACAUGUAGUUUAAUGUGAAUUGAAAUAAAAAAAACAUAUCCACCCAAAAAAACAGUGAUUAUAUAUACAUGUGCAUGUAGGGCUGUCAAAAAGUUUUCAAGUAGCAGGCUGAUAAUGAAUAGAAGGCAGCUUUAGAACUCGCACCAAAGGCACAAUUUCUUGAGUGCUGAGGCAUCUAGGGAUAUCUUGAGUCUCUGAAAUGGCAUUUCCAGUGGUUUCCAAGAGGUAUUUUUUUCCACUGCAGAUGCUAUGUUGUUUUGCCAGAAUACUCGCAACACUGGGAACAAUGCCAUAGAAAUGUCGCAGGAAUUCCACAACAUCGCAUGGUUUGAACGUUCCACAGACCUAAACCUGUUCAAUGUCAUUCAAAUUGGAACACGGAUGCUUUACAAUUUUAUUCAAUGGUGCUUAUUUUUUGUUGGCAGUUAUGGUAGAAGGAGAAAAGUAGCCGGCUAAGGAUGCCUACCUAGCCGUGGUUUGGGCCAGCUACCGGCCGUUAUUGACAGCCCUGGCGUGUAACAUGGUAAAUGCCCAAGAUUUUAGACAUUUUUGUUCUGGUUAUACACCAAAUUCAAAUAUGGCGGACCUCUCGGCCGACCCGGGUCUAGUUGCGUGAAAGCGAGGCUAGUGAGGCCUCAAGAGUUUUGUUUUGACUGUAUGUCUUAGCGAUUGAGUUGAUCGAUAUGGUUUGCUUCCAGUUGUUGCAUGCCUGAGCGCCACCAAAAAGAGGAUUUUACUUUAGUUGGAACAACCUUUACUUUCCUGAGGUCUUUUCAAAAAGAAAGUUAAGGAUUCAUGCAAUUCGGCUCGGUGAUGGGAAACACUUAACAGCAAAAACACAAGUGCGCUCGCUUCACUUUCUUUAGGAGAGAGGACUCACAAAAGUAUUUGAAUGAAAGAAUUUUCGUAAGAAAUGGUGCUGUUCUAUGAUUUUUGCAUGGUCUGUUAUUUAUCCAACAAAAGGUAAGCAUUCUCAAGAAUGGGAGCAUCCGCUGUCAACUUUAAGAUCUUUUAGAUUUCAGUCUGGAAACAGCUGCAUUAAAAUAUAACAAUAGUGACGAGUGUGAAUGAAACACAACAGGGUGGCAGGCCUGUGAAACCAUGUAAGAACCAGAAGAACACGACAUGUUUGAAGAACAGUCCUAUGAUCAAAGUGCACUGAAAAACUUAACAGAGGAACUGUGGCGAACUAAGAAAGUAAGAAGAAGGAAAAAGGUUCUGGCAGGGAAAGAGCGUGCAAGUAUUCGAGCAUUGUCAGAUUUGCCCUUGCACGUGAUCUGUUGAUUCAACUUGUCGAAGGGUUUGCUACUUUUAUGGCACUGCUCAAACUCUUGAACACAGGAUCGUGAAGAAUGUGAAAACAUUCAGCCUCAUUGUAAACAUUUCAUUCACAGAAGUCUCCCUGAGAGCUCCUAAGGAUUGCUAAGUUGUGACGGCGGAUUCACUUGUUCUCAAGAAUGUUUACAUUUCCUUGGUAAUAAGAGAAUGGAGGAAGUGAACUUGAAACAGAACCAUCUCUCAGGAAUUCUCCCAUUAAAUAGUUUCAUGAGUCUUCUCUUCUGAAGUGAAGCAAGCUCACUUUCGUUCUUUUGACUCCAUGAUUGUAAGGUACUUCCAUUUGCCAUGCCAUAUCGCUUGAAUCCAUUUCUUUCUUUGUAAAGAACCUUUUCAAAGGGAAGAUAAUCAACUUUUGUUUCUGCUGGGGUUAAAUCUCAAGGCUGCUGCCUAAGAAAAAUUUUUGGGAGCCCUUCGGCUCCUAAAAUAAAAAGUUAAGACCCCAAGCCGCGUUUCUAGGCGCCCAAUUAAAAAAGAUCAGUAACUUUAUUAACCCUUUGGUGACAGCCGGCGAGUAGCGAAAAAACUGCAUUUUUCACCAAUUCCUCUUCUUUGGACAGGUUUUUGGCUAAUUAGCAUAAAAAUGGCAAAAAAUGAGUUUUGCAAGAAAAAAGGCAUAUUUUUCGACUAAUCUGACGCAAUUAAAAAGCUUAUUUGUUUGUCACGUAUGCACAAAGGCCAAAAUUUGGUCCUUUUUUGGCGAAUCUAUUUCCAUCUUUCUCUCUCGCUCUCUUUUUUCCUUUGCCUUUUUUGUUUAUUAGCAGUUUUGUUGCCCACUUUAUCAUCCUUCUUUUGCAUAGAAUUGUGGCUGGCUGACUUUUUAGGAAAGGGGCAAAUUUAAUCUCAAAACAGUAGUAUGUAAAUGGCGAAAUUGGCAGUGGACAGUGAGUGUAACUCUGUCAGGAUUGGUCAGAAUAUCCAAAACGUUCUAUCGCUGGAAACAUUUAUCUUUGCUGACGUUGUUCCUUACCAAUUUUUACCCUGCAAGCAGGGGCCCUUGGAUCUCGCUAGGUAAGGCUUAAAGAACGUUGCAUGAUGAGACAAAACCGGAACAAUACUCGAGACAGCAUAAACACUGACCAACAACACUUGCGUGUGAAGUUUUUAGGUGAUAAGAAAGGACCAAUGAAAGGUUUUUAUCUAGAAGUUUGGAAAAUUAACUCAGUAUUUUUGUAUCAAUUCUAUCUUUUGAACUAUCAACUUUGAACUGUUUAUAUAUCUGUGAAGUUUUUAUUUACAUGCAUCGCAUGCGACUGCAUAAAUUAAACAUAGGCAUGUCUUACCUGCAUGAGCUAUUUUGAAUGCUUCAGUGAUAGGCAAUCUACUGUUUUAAUCCUAAAUUAAGGCUAUGUUUUGUGCAAAAUUGGGCAUUGCUGUACGUUAAUGAAAACGAGAACUGCUGCUCAAAGCUGAUUCGUUCCUCAUACUACUCAGGGCUCAAAGUUUAAAUUUGAGUUUGGGAGCACUUGUGCUACCAGAUGUAAAUGUUUAGGCGCACAGCUGAAAAUUUUAGGAGCACAGCUUAUAAUGUUGGGAGCAUCUAUUUCAAAAGAAAAAGUAAAAAGCUUAACAGUGCCACGUUUAUUUGUCAUCUUCAGGUUGUUACUUUUACUUCAGUUCUGUGAUUGAUAAAACACAACUGAUUUGCUACGCAGUAAUACCGUUGUGAUUUUUAAUACUUAUUUCUCUUUUUGACAGUACAGUUGUGACUAAAGAAAACUUACACUUGAAAAACAACUCAAAACUGACAACAAUGAGUGUGUCAAACGAAAAUGAAAAUUAAUCUUUAACGAAUUUGUUAAAAGCGCAAUGACUUACAUGAAACUGGAUUAUGACUUAAAAAACUUUCUUACCUGGAAAAAAAGGCUCUUAAUCCGCACUGUUUUUGUUUUGAUUGACGUUAAAACUGAAAGUACGUGUUUUGUUCGUAGCAUAUAUUUGCAUGUGUCAGCGGUGUUUAUUACAAAACAGAAGAGUCUGGGACGGAGUAAAACAUCAAAACAAAAAAGAACAUUCGAGUUCAUAGAAAUCCAUUGGGAGAAAAGACCAAUUAAACAUACACCGUCUUUCUAGUUCGAGUUGGUAAGUAUAGUCGGAAGUAAGUCAGUCGCACUGUGCCUUGGGUUUUACGGCGCACAGGUGCGAUUACACAUGAAAUUUUAGGCGCACGACCAAAAAUCCAGUCGCAUAUGCGCCAUUUAGUCGCUAACUUUGAGCCCUGCUACUGAUUCACUUUUCUUUGUCUUUCCUCCAGACAUCUGGUGGAAAAUAAACAAAUUGUUUAAGUACUAUGAAUAUCAACUCACCAAACAUAGCUUAGAGGGAAGACUCAAAGGUUUCAAGGUUUCUUCAUGGUUUUUAAAAAUAAUCAAGGUCGUCGAAGACGGAAUAGCUUAGAAAUAUCACCAUUUUCAUCAUUGUUGUAGAUGGUUGCAUCAUCAUUGUUCACAAGGUUGUCACGUGCAAUUCUACUUUAAUUAAACAGCAUUAAGUCUGACAACUUAAUUCUAAAGGUUAUAAGUUAUUGCUUCUUUAAAGAAAAGAGCCUUUGCUUAGGCACUAGUUACAAAACCGAAAGUGUCUUCAUAUGUUCAAGUUACUAUUAUUACUGUAAAAAGCAAGUCUGUAGUUUGCACGUGCAAACCACGAGGCUUAUAUUUUUCAAAGGCCCUUUUUGAGGGGCUUAAUUUUGGAGGGGCUUAUGUACGGAGGGAAAUUUACAUUUGAAAAUCUAUUUGGUUAGCCUUAUUCUAGGUAGGAAAUUUACCAUUUUUCUUUGUUUUACUUUGCAUUUGAGGGCAAUUUCCAAGUACAAGCCCCCUGGGGGGCUCAUACUUGGAGUUAACAGACGGCUUUUUGCGUUACGAGUUUGAGGGGGUUAUAUUUGGAGGGGCUUAUACAUGGAGUGGCUUAUUUUCGGAAUUUUACGGUAUUUUGUCAACUAGCUUCUUCCUUUUUUAUUCCCUGACCACUACCGUUUCGACUUAAGUUAUGCAUCUCUACUGAUAAAAUAAAAUACAUUUCCAUAACUAUAAUAACUCUUAAUCAGCAAGCAUGUAUCAUGUUCCUCACCUAAUUCAUGUUUUUUUGCCAGUACGAAAAAGGUCUGUUGAACUUUGUAUGCAAGAGAAUAAAGAUUGUUUACAGGAUUAACAAUACUCGCCUUGCCUUUCAACUUCUAAAACAACAAUUUAUAGGCCGCAAACUUCCGAAUUAAAGUCCAUAUCUAAAUUUAAGUUAUUGUUUUAUUGGAAGAACAUUGAAAAAUUAAUAUAUGAUCUUUUAUACUCUACCUUGAAGCAGGUAAAACAGAACUCGUGAAUUAUGAGGUACGUGCAUUGUACCGCCCGCGAUAGCUGAAUUAGGUCAAAUGUCUUGAAGCAGCACCCACACUAAAAUAUGGACCCAUCAACAGCUGCAUCACUGUACUCAGCAUUUGAAUCAUGAAGAUAUUUCAAUGCCAUGCUUCUAAACACCUUUAGCAGUAAUAAAAGAAGUAAAAAUUCUGAAGAAUCAAAAAUGUCUCUAAGUGCCCUUGUUUGACCUUAAGCAGUAUCAUUUUAACAGUUAGAUGCCUUGAAUUCUGAUUGGUUCUUACGUGUCAACUCAUAGUACCUUCAACCUUAUUGGCCCCUGCAACAAACAUCUGAACAUACAAAGCCACAAAGAUAUGUAUGCCCAAACCACUGACAUAUGAGCUGUUUUUUUCCAAAUAGCAGAAAAAGAGAAUGAAAUGCGAUCUUGAAUAGCCGCUUUCAAAAACUGAAAUGUUUUUGCCAGUUUUUCAAAAGUUACCACAAAACGUACAGCAAAAAAUAGGGAGUCAUAGAUAACGCUGAAUAAAGUAAUGAUACAAGAAACCUCCGAGUGUAUUGUUCGUGUUCGUAGCAAGAUAGAAAAUACUACAAAUUUGCAAAAGUUAAUAGCAUACUGAAACCACCGAUGUCACAUGUAUUGAAACCAGCUUGCUUUUCCACAGAUCGUGACUUUUUAUCAGUUUUACCUCAUACAGUAGCGACCUAACAUUUCUAACUCUGAAGGGAAAGUCAUGAUUUUAUUUUCAAGACUUUUAAGUCUAGCGCAAAUUUUGUCAUAGUGAAAUACACAACACACAAAGGGCAGGUUGUGUCAACUGCAAAAUUAUGGUAACUCACUGGAAGAAAUGUGAAAUAAGUUAUCAACCUUGCUGGGUCUUUUCACCAGAAGAACAAAAGUAUCACUUACAGUAAAGGUUACCGAGUAUCAGAUAUCUUGGGGCAUGCUAGGUUACAGACCAAAUUGGAUGACACGAAGUUCUGUUACCAGUUACUAUUAAUCAUAACUGUAACAAAAUGUUUGAUAUUUUAGGCUUUUUUAAAAUUAGAACACGAGUUUUUUGGCUAGCAGUGACAAAAAGCCAUUUAAUUGCACGAGUGCAAUGGCAUGUUCUGGGUCUCCGGUCUCCAAAAAAAUCUUUUUGACCUUCAGGCCGCAGUUUGGUCUAAAAAUAAGGGGGGGCAGGCCCCCCAGGCCCCUCCGCUGGAUCCGCCACUGCCUGCAUCCAUCAGUGAACUGACAAAAAUAAUGCCUAAGAGAAUUACUUGAAUGAAAUGUCAUAAAUCUGUCAAAAUAGUCAUGAUCAAGUUUAUAUUUAGUACAAUAUAUAUAGGAGAUAUAACUUCAAUUUUUUAUUAUUAUUACAUUUCAGUAGUACAAUAAGAAAAUAUGAAUAACUGAAUACAAUUAAAAUCUGGUUGAUAUCACUUUUUGUUAUUAGAGGGACAAGAAGAGAGGGAAAAUGCUUCAGGAGGUAAGGUUUUUGAACUUUUUCAAUUUUCAUUAAGUGAAUAUAAGGGGUGUGAAACACUGGCACUUAAUUCAGGGGCCUACUAUAAACUGCAAACCCAGCAAAUAAACCACAAUAAACUCACUCCACUUUUCAGAACAUGGAUGCCUUUGAAAUGCUCCCAUCAUAAAUAACAAAAAUGUUUUGAUGUCUUGCAUUCACUGAUGACAUUGCUAGAAGGCUUUUAGCCAGGCAAUGUUCUCUUCUUUUUUAAGAUCCUUGAUUCUGGUCAGUUUUUGCCUACUCCCUAAGCCCAUGUUUUUUCUACGAAUCACAGGUAUUUGGAAUCCAUGUCAAUCCAGUCCAUGCUGGAACAAUGCAACAUGUCAAGGAAUGGAGGGUUGGAGAUACAAUUGCACUUGCAUGGAAGGAUUCUCGGGCAAUAACUGUGAACAGGGUGAGUUAGACCUGGCAAGGUGAAGGUCAGGGUUUUUAAAGCUAUGGAGAUUCAUGUAUGUGUGUGUAUGUAUGUAUGUAUCAUUGUACAUGUAUAAUAAUAAUCAGUGAUGUUUUAACCAACUUCUCACAGGUGGAAAUCCAACUCCCGAAGUACAUCCUUCUGAAGCACAGAUCAGUAAGUAAUGUCAUGUAUAUUGUCAGAGAAAAUGUAUUUUUAGCAGCUGCAUGUUCAGUUAUCAAAGUGGGGUUGAUAACAGCUUCGAUAAUAAUUUUGAGAUAAUUGUUGGUAACUUGUCAGUAUUCUUGGCAAUAUGAGUGGUGUGGUUACAUCCUGGAGUGGCCAAUAGACAAAAAUUGAAAUCAAUAAAAAUCGUUAGCAAUUAAGUGAUUUUUAUCGAUUGAUAAUGGAAAUGGUGAAAAUUUAUCGAGGGAAAUCUGUGAAUGAAUUUCAGACAUCCCUUCGACUCGAGGGGAUGUCUGAGAUUUAGGCUGGGACUCUUUACUAAGGUUGUAUUUCUAGUGAUACUUGCCUGAGAGAACUGAAUGUAAUUAUAAAACUGAACCGUUUUUGUUAUUAUGUAUAAAAUGAAUAGUUUUAGAGAGAAGCUUGUGUGUGUAAUAGGUUCCACAUUUCUCAUUUUCAUGUUUGUUGAUCAGUUGUUACUCGUGGAUGUGUUUUAACUUUCCCAGCUGUAUUAUCUGACUCGUGCCAAGAAACAACCAUGGCGGACUUCCAUUGUAAAUCGAUAAUACAGGGCUCAAAGUUAGCGACUAAAUGGUCGCGUAUGCGACUGGAUGUUUGGUUGUGUGCCUAAAAUUUCAUGUGUAAUUGCACCUGUGCGCCAUAAAACCCAAGGCACAGUGCGACUGACUUACUUCUGACUAUACUUACGAACCCGAACUAGAAAGACGGUGUAUGUUUAAUUGGUCUUUUCUCCCAAUGGAUUCUAUGAACUCGAAUGUUCUUUUUUGUUUCGAUGUUUUACUCCAUCCCAGACUCUUCUGUUUUGUAAUAAACACCGCUGACACAUGCAAAUAUAUGCUACGAACAAAACACAUACUUUCAGUUUUAACAUCAAUCAAAACAAAAACAGUGCGGAUUAAGAGCCUUUUUUCCAGGUAAGAAAGUUUUUUAAGUCGUAUUCCAGUUACAUGUAAGUCAUUGCGCAUUUAACAAAUUCAUUAAAGAUUAAUUUUCAUUCUCGUUCAGUUUUGAAUUGUUUUUCAAGUGUAAGUUUUCUUUAGUCACAACUGUACCGUCAAAAAGAGAAAUUAGUAUUAAAAAUCACAAUGGUAUUACUGCAUAGCAAAUCAGUUGUGUUUUAUCAAUCACAGAACUGAAGUAAAAGUAACAACCUGAAGAUGACAAAUAAACGUGGCACUGUUGAGCUUUUUACUUUUUCUUUUGAAAUAGAUGCUCCCAACAUAUAAGCUGUGCUCCUAAAAUUUUCAGCUGUGCGCCCAAAAUUUCGGCAGUGCACCUAAAAAUUUACAUCUGGUAGCACAAGUGCUCCCAAACUCAAAUUUAAACUUUGAGCCCUGAUAAUAUCAAUUUGACACAGCAAUUUAGAUUAUCGAUUUUCACUGAUUUCCGUUAUCAAUCGAUAAAAAUGACUUGAUUGCUACUGAUUUUUAUCGAUACCAAUUUUUAUUGAUUGACUACUCCAACAACAGUAAUCAGCAACAGUAUCCUUCUUCAAAAGUAGGUUGAGUUUGAUCGUCCGGGUGAAAUUAAGAACCUAUUUAGCCUAAACUUCCAAUAAGUACUCCAAAGUAUAAGAAUCUAUUUUGCCAAACUUCAAAAAAUCUAGGUUUUUUUUUCGCGGUGUUUUACUGUAUUAUUAUUAUUAUUAUUGUUGUUGUUGUUGUUGCUGUUAUUAUUAUUAUUAUCAUUGUUAUUAUUGAAAAAAGUUUUACUGAUUUUUUUAGAGUUAUGUUUAAGCAAAGCAAACAAACAAGCAAACACAAACAGGUGGGAAAAAGUUUCUUAAAAUACAAAAAGGGCUGUCUGCACUCAUAAGGUAGUUGUUGUUAUGAUUAACUCUUUGAGCAGUUCAAUUUAUUUGAAGUACUGCUGUAACCAUUUCAAUUCUACUUGUAUUUUUCAGGGGGCAAGGACAUACCAAGUCAUGUUAUUGCAAUUAUUGUUAUUUCCUCCAUUGCCCUUAUCCUGUCAGUCAUUGCACUACUGUAUUGGAGACGCAACGCAAUUUACCGGAGGUUAAUAAGGAAAGAAACGCAGGGGCCAGAACUAUUUGGUGUAUAG